Messenger RNA from Pelodiscus sinensis (Chinese soft-shelled turtle), 1829 nucleotides. RefSeq names its product queuosine-tRNA galactosyltransferase (gene QTGAL). The record is from RefSeq and is a predicted model, not a curated record. NCBI's taxonomy places the organism in Eukaryota, Metazoa, Chordata, Testudines, Trionychidae.
GGGCGGGGCUGGCGAGCUGUGGGGCCCCCCCCCCGCGCGCGGCACGUUCCGGCGCUGCCGCCAACGCCUGAGGGGCAGGGCAGCGGCGCUAGGCGGGAGGGUGUGACUGUGGCCAGGCCGCACACCCCGAGGGAGGGGGGAGCAGAGCCCCGCGCAGAAGCCGAUUGGACGGGCUGAGGCGAGGCCGCUGGCCCCUUUAGCAGUGGGCCGCGCGGCUGUCUCCCGCGGGCAGCUUCCUGAGGCGGGGGCGUCUCCCCUCAGGCGCGCCGGCUGACCCGGACUCGUGUCCCCUCUGCGCUCUCGGGGCCACUCCAUGGCGCGGGAGUGAAACGGGCUCUCAUGCGGCCGCAGGGCCUUUGACAGGGCCCCUGCUCUGCCCCCCGGGCGCGUCCUCCCCGCAGCUGCCCACGGGGGAGGCCGCGAGCAAUGUCAGAAGCAGCAGGAGGGCCAGGCCCCUUGGCGCGCGAAGGGCCGCGCGCCUGUGGCUCUGCACGUGCCGAGUGUAACCGCUCCGCGGCUCUGUCACGCCCCGUGUCAGACAAUCCCCAGCUGCAGGCCCGCGCUCCAGUGCCCUCUGCAAUCGGGGAAGGAUGUAGAGUCCAAGUGUCUAUUAUUCUUCCUGUUCACAAUGCUGAAUGUUGGUUGGAUGAGUGCUUGAAGUCAGUUGUGGAGCAAGAUUUUCAAGGUUCCCUGGAGCUGUCUGUGUUUAAUGAUGCUAGUAAAGAUAGUUCAAUGAGUAUAAUUGAAAAAUGGAAAUUCAGGUUAGAAGAUGCGGGUAUUUGGGUCAUCAUUGGUGGUCAUGAUUCGUCUCGACCUCAGGGAGUUGGCUUUGCUAAAAACCAAGCAGUAAUACAGAGCUCAGGGACCUACCUCUGCUUUCUGGAUUCUGAUGAUGUGAUGAUGCCACAGAGGGUGAGACUGCAGCUUGAAGCUGCCAUUCAAUACCCAAGCAGCAUUAUAGGUUGCAGAGUCAGGAGAGAGCCACUGGAUUCCACCGAACGAUAUACUCGUUGGAUCAAUAAUCUGACGCAUGGACAACUUCUUACACAGGUGUUUACCUCCCAUGGACCCACUGUGAUCAUGCCUACCUGGUUCUGCUCCCGAGAAUGGUUUUGUCAUGUGGGAAAAUUUGAUGAGGGUGGGAAGGGUGUACCAGAAGACUUGCUGUUCUUUUAUGAACAUAUCCGAAAGGGUGGUGGAGUCUUUCGAGUUGACCAGUGCCUGCUCCAGUAUCGCUACCAUCCGCAGGCAGCAACUCAUUCUGUUCUUGAGGAAACCAUCUGGGCUCACCGAGUCAGGUUUCUGGAAGACAGAGCCCUCAAGCACUGGACAUCUUUCACCAUUUGGAAUGCUGGCAAACAGGGCAGGAAGCUCUAUAGAAGCUUAUCAUCAGCUAAUCAAAAAAAGGUGGCUGCAUUUUGUGAUGUUGAUGAAAAUAAGAUCGCAAAAGGUUUCUACACUUAUCAGGAAUCCCAGGAGAGACCAAAACCCCAGAUUCCCAUAAAACAUUUCCGAGAUGCAACCCCACCUUUCAUUAUCUGUGUAAAGUUGCUCAACCUAAGAUUCCAGUGCAUCAAGAUACUGCAACAGAGAUCACUUCCUCCUUCAUGGACACUAGGGCCCGAGCGCUUCAGUUUUCAAAGCAACAAACACCAACUGCUUUACUGUGCUGCUCUCUACAGACAGGAAACAAACAAAAAACUCAUGAAAUUUCUUUUAGGGGGGUUACUCAACUACAGGCAGUCCCCGGGUUACGUACAAGAUAGGACUGUAGGUUUGUUCUUAAGUUGAAUUUGUAUGUAAAUCGGAACUGGUACAUAUUGUAGGGG